Molecule: messenger RNA, 1083 nt
Organism: Mercurialis annua (annual mercury)
Lineage: Eukaryota; Viridiplantae; Streptophyta; Magnoliopsida; Malpighiales; Euphorbiaceae
Product: F-box/kelch-repeat protein At1g57790-like
Exons: 1
Coding region: 1-1083 (360 amino acids)
Source: RefSeq, a predicted model, not a curated record
AUGUCGUGGCCCGAUCUUUCUAACGACGUCUCCAAGUUAAUCUACGACAAACUUCAUCACCGCCUCGACAGAAUUAGGUUUAGCUUCGUCUGUAAGAGAUGGAACACAAUCCACCGGGAACUCAACACUCGGCCAUUCUUAAUGUAUUACAGUUCAUCUUCUACUGAUCAUCACUUCACUUUUCGAGGGCCGCCUCUAGAUCGAACAUUCUCUCGGAAAAUUAGGGUUUCUGCAGAUGUUAUUGCUUCAAAACAAGGAUGGUUGCUUAUAAAAGAUCGUGAAAAUCCAUUGUUAUAUUGCUGUAAUCCUUUCACUUGCAAUCAAAUUAAUCUUCCGAAAUUCGACCCCGGCGUAAACCCUAACGCGGUGUUUACUGCUCCGCCGAGCUCUCGUGAUUGUGUUCUUUUUGUUGUGGGAUCAACGGACGUCGGAUCGGAGUUUGUUACGAUUAAUUUCAUUCGGUGUGGCGAUCCGUAUUUUAGUUGGAAAAUAUUUAGGGUUAGAAAUAUUAGUGAUGCGGUUUCAUGCAAGGGUUUGGCUUAUCAUGAAGGGAAACUAUAUUGUUUUUUUGAUAGUGGUAAAUUAGGUAUUUGGAAAUUGAUAAACAAUGAUUGGACCGUCGUAGCAUCACCGUUAAAGCCGAUUCCGCAGACGGCGGCUCGGAUGACAACGACGUCAAGGAUAAUGACGAUGGUGAGAUCAUUGGGGAUUCAAUAUGAUUAUUUGCCACCAGGACCAUUUAAGGAAUAUCAUAUGAUGAACUGUGAAGGGGACAUUCUGGUCUUAUGUACUAGUAAAGGGUUUGUGCCAUUUUCAAUUUUUGAAUUGGAUACAAAGAAGAUGGAUUGGGUUAAUGUUACGAAUUUGAAGCAUAGAGCAAUAUUUUUUAAUGCAGGACGGAAUCGUUGUUCAUCGAUCGCAAUUCGUGCAGAUAAAUUAAGUUUGAGGAAUAAGAUUUUUUAUUUUUAUGAACAUGUAGGUUCUUACAUAUGGAUCUAUGAUUUGGAGACUCGAUCGCAUAGACUGUCUGAUUCAUAUCCUGACAAGCUUGAAGAUCUACAAGUUUGGAUUGAUCCCAUUUGA